UUUGCCCUACUCAUCAAUUCCAUUACACAUCCACAGCCCCCGCCGCCGCCUCCGCACCGGUUCUUCCAAUAUCUCCUUUUUCAUUCUCCAAUUCUUUCCUUUCUUCCUCUCCAUUUCUUCCCUUUUCUUUCUUCUUCUUCACCCGGCGGUCUAUGGUUCGGAGUAAAGAUAAACCGAAACCGAACCGUGGAAAAACCGAUUUAGUUUUCGGUUCGAUGAAACCGGAACCGCCGGUUCGAAACCGAUUCGAGCAAUAUAAACUCUUUUCCCGCUCUUGAUUCAGAGCUCCCUCCUCCCAAACAAUCGCCGCCGCCGCCGCCGAUCUCAACAACAAUGGCCGACACACCAAGAAGGAAGAAAUCGAAGCCGUCGCCUAAUGGAACUCCCUUACCGAUUUCUUCCCCAGAAGACCACACGAUUGUGCCCCAGACCCCACAAAUCGGCGGCACCGUCCGCAGAUCCCUCCGCCUCGCAACGGCCACACCUAAACCACAUAAAGGGCGAAAAUCCCCAUCUUCGACAUUCAAAUCUCGGACAAACUGCAGGAAGCAGUCACUCCCUAUAACCCCCGUAUCCCCACAGCCGACCGAGUCGAGAAGGAAGUUAAUAUUUAAGGAGAAACAGGCGGCAAGUGCAGCGAAAAGGGUAUUUAAGAGUAGAACAAAGAAGAAGGUCUAUUACAAAAAAGUGGUGUUCGACGGCGUACAGUUUUCGGCGGGAGAUGAUGUUUACUUGAAGAGGAGGGACGACGCUACCUCUGACGAUGAGGAUCCGAUGGAGGAGGAAUGCCGUUUGUGCUUCAAGCCCGCUGCUGGGAAGCGGAUUAUGAUUGAAUGCGAUGACUGUUUGAACGGAUUUCAUUUGAAUUGUUUGAAGCCGCCAUUGAAGGAGGUUCCCGAAGGGGAUUGGAUUUGUAGUUAUUGCGAAGGAAGAAAAUCAGGCAACAUUGUUGAAUUUCCAGAACCUCCCAAGGGGAAAAAGAGGGCUCGGACUGCUAGGGAGAGGUUGCUUUCCAGUGAUUUAUGGGCUGCUCGUAUUGAGAGUUUGUGGAAAGAAGUGGAUGGCACUUAUUGGUUCAGAGCUCGGUGGUACAUUAUUCCGGAGGAGACUGCUGCGGGGCGACAGCCUCAUAAUUUGAGGAGGGAGCUCUAUCGGACUAACGAUUUUGCCGAUGUUCAGAUGGAAACAAUCAUUAGGCAUUGCUAUGUGAUGAGCCCAAAAGAAUACUCGAAUGCUAGCAAUGAAGGAGAUGAUGUGUUUCUUUGUGAAUAUGAGUAUGACGUAAAAUGGCACAAUUUUAAGCGCAUCGCUGAGAUAGACAAUGAAGAUGAUGCUGAGGAAGCUAAUAAUUGUAAUAAUGGUGAUGAAGAUUGGAGUUCUGGUGAAAUGUCUGAGGAUUCUGAAGAAGAAGAAGUGGACUUCGAGGAUGAAGAAAUGUGCAUCUCAGCAUCUUCUGCUCGCCCUCUAGCUGCGAACUCGAGAAAGGGAAGAAUAUUUGGGCUGCAAAAGAUUGGUGCGAAAAAAGUACCCGAGCAUGUCCGAUGCCACAAGCAGACUGAUCUUGAAAAGGCAAAAGCAACAUUACUGCUUGCAACAUUGCCCAAGUCUCUUCCUUGCAGGGACAAGGAGAUGCACGAGAUAACCUCAUUUAUCAAAGGUGCCAUAUGUGACGAGCAAUGUCUCGGAAGAUGCCUCUAUGUUCACGGUGUUCCCGGAACUGGAAAGACAAUGAGUGUGCUUGCUGUGAUGAGGAGUGUAAAGUCGGAGGUUGAUGCCGGAAGCAUAAAGCCUUAUUGUUUCGUAGAAAUUAAUGGCCUCAAACUCGCUUCACCAGAAAAUAUAUACAGUGUGAUAUACGAGGGAUUAAGUGGACACAGAGUUGGGUGGAAAAAGGCGCUUCAUCUUUUGAAUGAGCGGUUUUCAGACGAAAAUAAACGCAGCAAUGAUGCAAGGCCUUGCAUUCUUCUAAUAGACGAACUUGAUCUUCUUGUGACGAGAAAUCAAUCAGUUUUGUACAAUAUUCUGGACUGGCCUAACAAGCCAAAUUCGAGACUAGUUGUGAUAGGGAUUGCAAACACUAUGGAUCUUCCUGAGAAGUUGCUGCCGCGAAUUUCUAGUCGAAUGGGCAUACAGAGGCUUUGUUUUGGCCCAUACAACUAUCAGCAGCUUCAAGAAAUAAUCUCCAGCCGCCUGAAAGGAGUCGAUGUUUUUGAAAAACUUGCAAUUGAGUUUGCAUCGAGGAAGGUAGCAGCUGUCUCUGGAGAUGCUCGUCGUGCUUUGGAAAUCUGUAGACGAGCUGCAGAGCUUGCAGAUUAUCGCGAUAAAGCUUUGUCGCAAUCUGGCUCUGGUGCAUCAGGGAAAGUUGUUGGCGUGGGAGAUGUCGAGGCUGCUAUAAAAGAGAUGUUCCAAGCUCCUCAUAUCCAAGUGAUUAGGAGCUCUUCUAAACUGAGCAAGAUCUUCCUAGCUGCUAUGGUGCACGAACUUUAUAAAACCGGAAUGGGCGAAACGAAUUUUGAAAAGGUGGCAACCACAGUCUCAUCCUUUUGCUCCAGCAAUGGAGAAGUGUUUCCAGGUUAUGAUGCACUGCUGAAAGUAGGGUGCAAACUUGGGGAAUGCAGAAUAUUACUGUGUGAGGAUGGAUCAAGGCACAAAUUGCAGAAAUUGCAGCUCAACUAUCCCAGUGAUGAUGUCAGUUUUGCUCUCAAGGAAAGCAGCAGCAGCAGCAAUGACGUGCCUUGGCUCACCAAGUAUUUAUAAGUAAAUACUCCUAAAUUUGAAUGAAUGAUUCUUCAACUGAAGUGGAUAUUGUGGCCAAGAAAUUGAUGACAUGCAUGAUUGAUGAGAUAUAUAUAUAUAUAUAUAUAUUUAUAUACAGACUUUUUUUUGCCUUGUUGUUGUUGUUGUUUAAGAACGAAUGUUGGUUCAUUUGAAAGAUACAUCACUUGUAAUGUUGUUUUAUACCACAGACAGACAGACACACUGUAUUUCUGUUUUGUUGGCUAAAAGGGCAUAUUCAUU
Molecule: messenger RNA, 3018 nt
Organism: Andrographis paniculata
Lineage: Eukaryota; Viridiplantae; Streptophyta; Magnoliopsida; Lamiales; Acanthaceae
Product: origin of replication complex subunit 1-like
Exons: 16
Coding region: 334-2757 (807 amino acids)
Biological process (GO): DNA replication initiation; mitotic DNA replication checkpoint signaling
Cellular component (GO): nuclear origin of replication recognition complex
Molecular function (GO): ATP binding; ATP hydrolysis activity; chromatin binding
Source: RefSeq, a predicted model, not a curated record